GAAAGUAAACCUUUCGGGUGAGGCUGUGGCACAGGGGCACACUCCUUAGUGAGGUCUGCUACUAAAGCUCAUCCAGGAAGUUUAUUUUUGAGCUCCAAAGGCAGAGAAGCACAGGAACAGCAUGGGCAGAAAGCCAUUGUAUCUUCUGAUUGUGGUGGUCCUCGUGGCGUAUUAUCUUCGUACGACUAUCCCAGAUAAUUUUGAGGAGCCUUGGAGACUAAUGUGGUACAAUGCAUAUCUGAAAAUUUUUGUACAUUUGGGUGCAUUUCUGGAGUUUCUGGGACUUUACAAUUUUUUGGAUUUGCUAGCAGUAAUUACAGCAUUAAAUGAAGUUCCUCCAACUUCAGAUGAAAAUGUCACUGUAAUUGAGACAAAAUUCAACAACACUCCUGUCCAUGUGUAUGUGCCAAAGAAGAAGACAGAGGCACAGCGAAGAGCUGUAUUUUUUAUGCAUGGUGGUGGCUUUUGUUGUGGAAGUGCUGCUUUACGUAAUUAUGAUCUCCUCUCAAGAUGGACAGCAGAGAGACUUGAUGCUGUUGUUGUAUCUAGCAACUACAGAUUAGCACCAAAGUAUCAUUUCCCAACCCAAUUUGAAGAUGUAUAUACUGCCUUCAAGUGGUUCUUAAGUGACAAUGUUCUGGAAAGCUAUGGCGUAAACCCUGAGAGAAUCUGUGUUGCGGGAGACAGUGCAGGAGGAAACUUAGCUGCAGCAAUUACUCAGCAGCAAUUACAUGACCCAGAUGUGAAGAUCAAACUCAAGAUGCAGUUCCUAAUUUAUCCUGCACUUCAGGCUUUCGACUUAGAUUCUCCAUCAUACAGAGAAUAUUCACAUAUGCCAAGUCUGUCAAAAUCACUGUUGGUCCGGCUCAUGAGUGAAUACAUUACCACAGACAGGAAGCUGGAGAAGGCCAUGCUUUCCAAUCGACAUGUACCUGAAGAAUACAGUCAUCUCUUCAAGUUUGUUAACUGGAGCUCCUUGCUCCCUGAAAGGUUUAGAAAAGGACAUGCCUAUAACAACCCAACUUAUGGUAGUCCUGAGUUGUCUCAGAAGUACCCUGGGCUCCUAGAUGUGAGGGCAAUGCCUCUGUUGGCAGAUGACAGCAAGCUGCGUGGUUUACCCCUCACCUAUGUCCUCACGUGUCAGUAUGACAUCUUAAGAGAUGAUGGACUCAUGUAUGUCACCAGACUUCGGAAUGCUGGUGUUCAAGUGACCCAUAACCAUGUGGAGGAUGGAUUCCAUGGAGUAUUUGCCCUUCUGGAAUUUAAAAUUGGUUACAGACUGAUAGAUCAAUACAUUGAUUGGCUAAAAGAAAAUCUAUAGUGAAAUGUGUACUAAUAUAUUUUACAAAUAUCGUCAAUCUCAAAGCUUCAGAAAAUUGGGGCCCAGGAGAUAGCUUAGUAGAAUA
Molecule: messenger RNA, 1406 nt
Organism: Octodon degus (degu)
Lineage: Eukaryota; Metazoa; Chordata; Mammalia; Rodentia; Octodontidae
Product: arylacetamide deacetylase-like
Exons: 5
Coding region: 122-1321 (399 amino acids)
Cellular component (GO): membrane
Molecular function (GO): carboxylic ester hydrolase activity
Source: RefSeq, a predicted model, not a curated record